Daphnia pulicaria is the source of this 1163-nucleotide messenger RNA. Its product is annotated as heme-binding protein 2-like. The coding region runs from base 310 to 978 and encodes 222 amino acids. The transcript has 3 exons. NCBI's taxonomy places the organism in Eukaryota, Metazoa, Arthropoda, Branchiopoda, Diplostraca, Daphniidae. The record is from RefSeq and is a predicted model, not a curated record.
UGCAUCAAUCUGUUGACAGAGCCAAGUGAAUUCUCCGUUGCCAGGGUAGCACCGGGCCCCAAAAAAAGGACAUCACGCGCGGCGGCCGCGCAUCAAUUACCCAUCGCCCGCGUGUGUGUGCUGUGGGGGCCCCCCGCCCGAACGGUCCCCCACCCGCGGUUGUUCAGCCAACAGCAGCAGCACAGCAGCCACCGCACACACCUAAACACAACUUUUUGCCUCCGUUGAGCGGAAGGUAGCACUUGUGGUAUUGUCUUCGUCUCAUCCGUCCGGUUGGAGAAAUUCAUUCCGCAAACCUCAUCGCUCGUCAUGUCCAGCCUCUUUGAGCGAAUUAAAAGUGCCAUUCCCAGCGACGGGCUGCAAAUCGCACCUUACAAAGUCAUCCGCCAAGUCCAGGAUUACGAAGAGCGGAUUUAUCCGCCGCAGACGUGGGUGAGAACUUCGAUGCGGAACAACUCGCGGGAGGACUGCACCUAUCCGAUGUUCUGGAAAUUAUUCAAUUACAUUUCGGGGCAGAACGGGCGGCAAUUGAAAAUCCCCAUGACGGCGCCAGUGUCCGUUCUAGUCCAGCCGGACGACGACCAAUGCGGCGGAGCGGCUGCCGGUGACCUCCAGACCACCUUUACCAUGGCCUUUUACAUUCCCGCACCGUUCGACCAAGAUCCUCCCGAACCCAACGAAUCGAGCGUCACCAUUGAAUAUCGGCCGGAAUUACGGAUUUUCGUCAGGACUUAUGGGGGUUUCACGAACGACCGCAUAGACCAGGAGGAGCGUUGCCACCUGCUCGCCUCUCUCACGACAGAAGACAGAGAAAUGGUGCAGCAGAGCCAGCCGGGGUCCGUUCACUAUUGCGCUGGAUAUGAUCCGCCUUUAAAACUCUUUUUCCGCCGCAACGAAAUCUGGUUGCCCAUAAUUCAGCCGGGACUGACUGGCGUCAAUAAUCAGUCUGACGGCAUCACGACCAUUUUGACCCCUUAGAUCGAAAAAAAUAAAAAUACAAAAUGAUCAUUCGUCUAUUCACAAAAAUAAAAAACGAACAAAUAAUGUUAUUAAAAUUUAUGCACAAAAUUAUAAAUUGACAAUGUCGCCCCUAUCAAUCAAUUGCGAUUUCGUGUGUCCCAUUUGAACUUAUAUAAAACUUCAAUACAGUCUGCACAGUACGU